Messenger RNA from Labeo rohita (rohu), 6055 nucleotides. It is a transcript of the gene diaph3, whose product is annotated as diaphanous-related formin 3. The transcript has 28 exons. Gene Ontology annotation, cellular component: cytoplasm; actin filament. The record is from RefSeq and is a predicted model, not a curated record. NCBI's taxonomy places the organism in Eukaryota, Metazoa, Chordata, Actinopteri, Cypriniformes, Cyprinidae. Gene Ontology annotation, biological process: actin cytoskeleton organization; actin filament polymerization. Bases 420 to 3956 code for a protein of 1178 amino acids. Gene Ontology annotation, molecular function: microtubule binding; actin binding; small GTPase binding.
UUCUUUACAUCACGUGUUCCUCAAUCCAACGCAUUUCAUUGGCUGCUUCCGAGGCGGGAGUUUCAGUCUACUGGACGUCUGUAAUAACAUUUCUUCGUUUUCCAUUUCAGCUCUCUUCUUUUACUAACCUAGACAACCUUAACCACUUGUCAAAUUGGUUGUUUUGUCGCACCGGAGUAUAUUUUGAACCCUUCGCCAGUCUAGAAGGGGUGUUAGUGAUCUAAAGACUUGGCAAUUGGAUUACCGCCUUAUUAGACAACAACUACUGUCAACUCUCAACCACGUUCGCUCGCAAACGUCAUCUUAAUCCGAGCUCGCUCUCGUUUCUUUCAACGGUCAACCUUAGGGAUAUCAUGAGCACUUAGAAACGCGUUAAACCCGGAAACGUUGUAGAAAUAGUUUUAUAUCUUCACCUGGACAUGGAUAACUACCGCCACCAGCGAUAUGAAGGCUCGAGUCAGGGGAGAGAGAAUAAAAUCCAUCGAAAGAAAGGAUUUGGAGUCGGAGUGUCGUCUCAGAGCAGUUCAAAUGGGGAUGACGGAGAGAAGAAACCUAAAUUUCACUUAAACAUCAGAACACUUACUGAUGACGUGCUGGACAGAUUUUCCAGUAUCCGGAUCCCUGGCAGUAAAAAGGAACGGCCGCCCCUCUCCCACAUGUCCAAACAUUCCUCUUCUGGCGACUGGUCCACUUCCUCUGAAUUUGAGGAGCUUUCUUCUAAGAUCACGUCGGAGAAAGAAAUCCUUGCCCUCUUUGAGAAGAUGAUGGAGGAUAUGAAUCUUAAUGAAGAGAAGAAAGCGCCUCUCAGAGAGAAGGACUUGAGCACAAAAAGAGAGAUGGUCCUUCAGUACAUCAUCACAGCUGCAAAAACCGGUAGUUUGAGGAGCAGCAGCCAGAUCUCUCCUCAGGAAUUUCUGAGUGAGCUAAAAGGAGGUGCCACCGAUGAGAGACUGUUUGCUUGUUUGGACUCCCUCAGAGUGUCGCUCACCAGCAACCCAGUCAGCUGGGUGCAGAGUUUCGGCCAUGAGGGUCUGGGCCUCCUUUUGGAUGCACUGGAGAAGCUCCUACACAAAAAACACCAAGAAAAAGUGGAUAAGAAAAGUCAACACAAAGUCAUUCAGUGCCUCAAGGCCUUUAUGAACAACAAGUAUGGACUGGAGCGGAUCCUUGGAGAGGAGAAGAGUCUGGCACUGUUGGCCCAAGCCAUUGACCCUGGUCAGCCGGCCAUGAUGACAGAUGUGGUCAAACUGCUUUCUGCAAUCUGCAUCGUGGGAGAAGAAAACACUUUGGAGAAGGUCCUUGAGGCCAUCACCACGGCAACUGAGGGAAGAGGGGUGGCCCGCUUUAACCCUAUCGUUCAAGGUCUUAGUGUUCGCUCGGUCCAGUUACAGGUGGCUUGCAUGCAGCUCAUCAAUGCCCUCGUAACGUCUCCUGAUGAGUUGGACUUCAGGCUGCACAUCCGAAAUGAAUUUAUGCGCUGCGGCCUGCGAGAGAUCCUGCCGAGCUUGAACACUGUGAAAAACGAUGCUCUGGAUAUCCAGCUGAAGGUCUUUGAGGAGCACAAGGAGGAGGACAUGAUUGAGUUCUCCCAUCGCCUGGAGGACAUCAGGAGUGAACUAGAUGAUAUUGGAGAUGUCUUUAAUGUGUUAUACUGCUCUGUGAAGGACACAAGCGCCGAGAGCCAUUUUCUUUCCAUAAUGCAGCACCUACUGCUGAUCAGGAACGACUAUUUCACACGGCCUCAGUAUUUUAAGAUCAUAGAGGAGUGUGUCUCUCAAAUCGUCCUCCAUCGUAGCGGCACAGAUCCCGACUUUGCCUACCGCAAGCGUCUGGAUGUGGACUUCAGCCAUCUGUUAGAGGUGUGUGUGGAUAAAGCCAGGGCUGAGGAGUUUGAACAGAGGGCCUCAGAGUUAGCUCAAAAGUUUGAUGAGGAGUUCCUGGGCAGACAGGAAGCUCAAGCCCAACUGUUGAAAAGAGAGGAGAAGAUCAAUGAGCUGGAAGCUGAACUUCAGGCCUAUAGAACCCAGUUUGGAGCCGUUCCAGUGGUGUUACCUUCAGUGCAGUCUGUCCCGGCCUUGUCUUCAACUGCCUCUUCCUCAUGUCCCCCUGCCCCACCUCCUCCUCCACCUGUUCCUGGAGUUCCAGGUCCUCCACCCCCUCCACCUCCACCGCCUCCACCAGGCUGUGCCUCCAUGCCCGGGAUGCCUCCGCCCCCCCCUCCUCCUUUGGGACUAGGCGGCCUGACGUCCUCCUCAAUCCAACACGUGUUGCCUUUCGGCCUAAAACCCAAGAAGGAAUUCAAGCCAGAGACUUCCAUGAAGCGCCUCAACUGGUCCAAGAUCUCACCCCAGGAGAUGUCCGAGAGCUGUUUUUGGAUCAUCGCCAAAGAAGAGCGUUACGAGAAUGAGGACCUGCUGACCAGGCUCGCCAUUACCUUCGGCACACAGAGAGCUGCUCGACGAGAAGACGAGGAACUGGAGAAGAAAUCCAUCAAAAAGAGAGUCAAAGAACUGAAAGUGCUGGACCCGAAGAUAGCACAGAACCUCUCUAUUUUCCUGGGGUCGUUUCGUAUGCCCUACGAGGAGAUCAGGAGAAUGAUUUUAGAGGUGGACGAGGAUCAGCUGACUGAGCCUAUGAUCCAGAAUCUUGUGAAGUACCUGCCUGAACAGGAGCAGCUGAAUGCACUGGUCAAGUACAAGAGCGAAUAUGCCAAUCUCUCUGAACCGGAGCAGUUUGGAGUAGUGAUGAGCAGCGUGAAGCGUCUGAGGCCCAGGCUCAACUCUAUCCUAUUUAAGCUGCAGUUUGAAGAACAAGUGAGUAACUUGCGUCCGGACAUCAUGGCGGUGAACGCAGCCUGCGACGAGGUCAGAAAGAGCAAAGCCUUCAGCAGGUUGCUGGAACUCAUUCUGCUCAUGGGGAACUUCAUGAACGCCGGCUCACGGAACGCCCAGUCCUUCGGUUUUAACCUCAGCUCGCUCUGCAAGCUGAAGGACACUAAAUCGGCUGAUCAGAAGUCCACUCUACUGAACUUCCUGGCAGAGGUCUGUGAGGAGAAAUACCCUGAAGUGCUGAAGUUUGUGGAGGAUCUACAGCAUGUGGACCAGGCCAGUCGAGUAUCAGCAGAAAACCUUGAGAAGUGCCUGAGACAGAUGGAGAAACACCUGCUGCAGUUGGAGAAGGAUCUGGACACUUUCAGCACCGCAGACAACCAGCAGGACCUGUUCCACAGCAAGAUGGCAAGUUUCUCUACGCAGGCGAGAGAUCACUACCAGAAGCUGGUGAUCAUGCACAGUAAUAUGGUGACCCUUUACCUCAACAUGCUGGAGUAUUUCGCCAUCGACCCCAAGAAGACCUCCGUGGAGGAACUCUUCACUGACCUCAGCAACUUCAGAGCCAUGUUCAUGCAAGCAGUGAAGGAGAACGCAAGGAGAAGAGAGGCGGAGGAGAAGCAGAGGAAAGCGAGGAUAGCCAAAGAGAAGGCGGAACGAGAGAAGCAGGAGCGGCAGAUGAAGAAAAAGAGACUGCUGGAGGUCAACACAGAGAACGAUGAGACCGGUGUGAUGGAUUGUCUGCUGGAGGCGCUGCAGUCUGGAGCCGCUUUCAGAGACCGCAGGAAAAGAGCACCCAGACCCCGAGAAGAACCAACACAAGUGCUCAGUCCGAGUCUACAAAGACCUAUUCUGAAAGACUGCAACCACGAAAACACGAAAGCACCUCUGCAAAGGUCACGGUCGCGGCAGAAUAUCAAUUUCAACUCGACACGAGCACCUACUGCCAAGGAGCCUCAUUACGAGAGCGAACCCCAUCCGUCUGCAACCCACAGGCCGACCCACCGGCCCGAGAGGGAGAAAGAAAAAGCCAGAGAGCGAGAGAAGGAAAAAGAGCAAACUCCACUUUGCUCAUCCAAUGGUGACACGGACGUGGAGGCCUUGCUCGCCCGCCUGCGUGCCCUGUGAUGACAUCACCGCCUCUCGGCUUUGACCUCUGUAGUCGCUGCGGUGACACGGACACAAAAAAGAAACACAAAGCUCGCAGUCACCUUUUGCUAAUAAAUGCCGUCGGCUUGCCCACAUACGCGCAUAGGAAAAGUCUUAACAAUUAACCUUUCCCAUCCGUCUCCUCUGCCCUUUUACCUCCAACAACAGACUUGUUGUCCACAGACGUGCGAGUCUUUGUGCUGGUUGGGUCUGGGAUGAAAACUCGUCGCUGUUUUUUAUUAAGCGGCUAAUUACUCAACGGUUAAGAGUGACCUUUGGGCCAAGCGCUUGUCUUUUUUAUGUCAUAAACGGACCAAUUAUUACUUUUCAAAAGGCACUCAUAUAUGCGUAUUCUCACAUAGGCGUUUGAUAACAGUUCAAAUUUGUAUCUGCAUUCAGACUCAUUUUACGCUUUCAUAUGACCAAAACAUUUUUUUAGCAUCUUAAAGAAGUCCACUUCCAGAACAAAAAUUUACAGAUAAUUUACUCACCCUCUUGUCAUCCAAGAUGUUCAUGUCUUUCUUUCUUCAGUCAAUAAGAAAUUGUUUCUUGAGGAAAACAUUUCAAGAUUUCUCUCCAUAUAGCGGACUUCAGUGGUGCCCGAAGUUUGAGCUUCCAAAAUCCAGUUUAAAUGCAGCUUCAAAUGGCUCUAAAUGAUCCCAGCCAAGGAAGAAGGGUCUUAUCUAGCUAAACGAUCGGUCAGUUUUGAAACAAAUUGACAGUUUAUAUACUUUUUAACCUCAAAUGUUCGUCAAUACAGUUAAGGGUAUGUCGAAAAACUCCUGUCUCGUUUUCUUCUUCAACGUCAGAAUCGUCCUACAUGUCCUAUUGUCCUACACUGUUUUACCAUUUUUUUGUAAAGGGCAUUUGAUCUUUUUUGCAUGAUCACUUGUAAACACUGGGUUGGUACUUCUGCAUCGAUGUAGAACGAUUUUGAAGAUGGGGAAGAAAAUGAGAUGGGAGUUUUUCAACAUAACUGUCUUGACCACAUUGAACCGGAAAAAAACAGUUCAUGCAGACUUAAGGUUGAGCGUUUAAGGUUGAAAAGUAUAUAAAUUGUCAAUUUGUUUCGAAAAUGACCGAUUUGCUAGAUAAGACCGUUCUUCCUCGGCUGAGAGCCGUUUGAAGCUGCAUUUUGGAGGUUCAAACUUGGGGGCACCAUUGAAGACCAUUAUAUGGAGAUGAUUCCUGAUAAUUCCUUAUCGAUUAAAGAAAGACACGAACAUCUUGGAUGGCAAGGGGGUGAGUAAACUGUAAAUGUUUGUUCUGGGAGUGAACUUCUCGUUUAAUGUUUGUUCUAAAUAUAAAUCACUUAUUUUUCAGUGUGAGUCUUCUUGAGCUUUGUUUGUAUUCGUUUAUGUAAUCAAAUUAAUCCUAAAAGUUUUAAUAUGCAUGGAAAUCUUUAUACUUUAAAACAAUUACUUGUGUACUGACUGUUUUCUAUUUUUGAGAUUAAAAAAAACAAAACAUGUAUUAGUUGGGUUUCGUCCACCUCUAGAGAGACGGUACUAUGCAAGAGCAGCGGUUCUGUAUUAGGAGAGCCGCUGACAGCAGAUCCCUGAGUGCCAGGAGUAUUUGUACUACUUAGCAAACCUCAGUGAUAUAAUGCACACUCCUUCUCUGCACAUUUGUUCUCGGAUUUGCUGCUUUUUUUUGUGUUAGACGUUCGAUUUCUUCGGUUUCCUUUUGUGUUUGUCUGUCUCGUCACGUGCACGUGUUUUCUCCUUGUAUAAUUGGCAAGUUUUCACAUUCCUCCUCAUGAUGUUUUCUGUUCUGCUAUUCCUGAUGUGAUUUUCCUCUUUACUGCUCUCAAUCAGGCGUGACAUCAGAAUGAGAUUACCUGUGAAAUCACAUCUCGUUUUCUCUCUCUGUCUCUCUUGUUCUCUCUGGACUUCCUCCCAUCACCUUUUUUAAAUUAUCGAAACAGCAUUCCUGUUAUUGGAUAGACAUUAUUGCGGUGACAUCCUUUGGUGAAAUGCUUCAAAUAAAAUAAGGAGAAGAAAAAUGAUGCCGAGAACUCAGUGUUUUGUUUGGCUUCGAAACAAACGAAUGUCGAUACUUUUCUUUUUCUUUUUUUA